AUGUUUGCAUUACUAAAUGACUAUUCACGAUACACUCCUGUUUCCCUUAAUGAAAUACAUAUUUCAUAUAAAAAAAUAGAUCUAGCUAUUAAGGACAUGUUUGAUCAAGGAAUUAUUGAUUACAGUAUAUAUAGUUAUUUGGAAAGCAAGAAUCCUGGGGUCCCUUGUAUAUUUGGGGUACCCAAGAUCCACAAGGACAUUACCGACCCACCCUUAAGGCCUAUUGUUGCUGCCCAGGGAUCAAAGAUAGCACCCCUUUCCAAAUUUUUGGAUUGGAAGUUUAAAACCUUGUGGCCUAGGGAAUCAUAUUUGCUCAAGGAUUCAUGGGAAUUCUUGAGCAAAAUCACAUCCGAGUUAAAUGUACCCAAUCUACGGUUCCUUACCAUUGAUGUGAUUGAUCUUUUUUCUGUUAUACCUCAUGAAAUGGGGUUAAUAUGGCUUGAAGAAGCACUGAGGGAGUGCCCUAGGGCUAGUGAGAAUGAUAUUAUUCUCAUUUUAGAAUUGGCAGAAUUAGUAUUACAUAAUAAUUUCAUCUAUUUUUCAGGUGAAUACUACAAGCAGGCCUCUGGAGUGGCUAUGGGUGCCAAUUGUGCACCCACGUAUGCUGACAUUAUCUUAUCAAAUUGGGAAAAUAAAUUUGUUAUGAACAGUGGAUAUAAGAGCAACUGGAUAUUUUAUUCCAGGUUUUUGGACGACAUUUGUAUCUUUUGGACGGGUUCCCAUGAUACAAUUGUGGACUUUAUGGAAUAUUUAAAUUCCAGUACUGAUUUCUUGAAUUUUACUUAUCAAGUACAUUCAGGUACGGUACAAUAUUUAGAUGUGGCCCUUAGUGUCCAGCAAGAAGGUUUCAGAUCUAACAUCUAUAGGAAACCUACGUUUUCCAACAGUUAUAUCCAUUACAAUAGUUCACAUCCAGGAUACCAAAAAAGAGGGAUUGUCAAGGGCUGGUUUGUCAGGGCAUCUCGUAUGACCUCUGAUGAUUUGGACUAUCAUUUUGAAUGUUCUAGACUUACUGGGACGUUUCUGGAAAGGGGCUAUCCUGUGGAAUUUAUCAAUAAAAUUUGUUUGGAAGUCCAAGAGGGUAGAUACGAUAAAUACAGACCAGUCUUGGGCACUGGGCAAUUGGAAAAAACUUCAGGGACAGUCCAUCCCCAGACAGAAUUUAAUCAGGCCUUUAUCACUGAUUACAGUGCCAAUUCAGGCACCAUUCGUAGUAUAAUUCUGCAUGAAUGGAAUAUUUUCAGGGAUAUCACAGACCUUGGGAAUUUACAAGGAAAGAGCAUCAAGAUGGUAUACCGUAAAGGGAAUAAUAUUAAAAAUUUGCUGGAACAUGAACCCAAUAUUAAUGCUUUUAGUAAUAGACGCAGGGGUACUUUUAGAUGUGGCACAUGUUCACAAUGCAAGUGCUGGUUGUCAUGGAGUCUGACCAUUCCAUUUUACUAUCCCCUAUUUUGGACUCUGGAAAAUGCAGAAAUUUUGGCAGCAAAGAGGGACGUUGCUGAGCUAAAUGGGGAAUUAACCCGGCUCAUAGAACUUCUUUCACAACCUUCUGCUGUGAAUUAUCGUCCUUAUCCUCGAACUGGAUCUCCUAAGGAAGAACUAGGCACCGCUUGUUUGGUUAAUGGUACUGCGAGUCCUACAACUCCUGCAUUCCACCUUAAGCAAGGUAGGCAGCAAGUUGCGGUUGCACAGGUUCAUUGUGGCAGCAGGAAAUGUGCUACUUUGAUUGAAAAUCUUCCUGUUCAUGAAGAAAACAACUCUACUUGUAUUUCGAACAGACUUCCUGGACGCUCUAACUGUGUGGCCGAUAUUGAACCCACCAUUGUAUUUGAGGAUGUAAACGGAGAGGGCGAACUGACUAAUGGACGCCCAGGCAAUUUUACCACUAAAACAGGUACGCAAACAUUUAAAAACCAACGUAACAGUACUUGUUGUUGUUGUAAAGAAAAUGGAACAGCUCAAAAUAGGGACAAAGUGAUUAAUUGUAUAUCUUCUUCUGCUGGCUCAGUGAAGUGUGUCCCUAACACACAAAACGUUUUAAAACAGUUCAAUUAUGGGGACAUUAUCGGAAAGCAUUAUUCCUUUUCUAAGCCAGUUCGUGAUGAAUUUAAUAACUUUAAAGGACAAAACCAGACUUUAAAUCACUUCAAAUCAUUGAAAGACAUGAUUUAUUUUUUUGAAAAAAGACUUUUGAAAUAUAAACUUUAUCAGAUAGAAAUCUGUUAUUUAAACGAAUGUUUAAAGAAAAAAGUUGUGCCACAGGGGUUAAGAAUUUUCAAGUUUCCUUUUGGUGUGUAUUACAACAAAGAGAAUGUUAAUGAAUUAGUUAAUAUGUUUGAUAAGUGGGGAUUAGAACUUAUUGUGAAGACUGUCUCAUUUUAUGAGAAAAUGGAAGUUGAUUUACAAAAAGAGGUGGAAAACAAGAUGAUUGUUACUGAUCUAUUGUUUGAACAACAUCAGGGUUUAUACAACAAAAUUUUGAAUAGGGUGGACAGAAAAUGUGAUGGGACAUUCAACAAAAAAGCUGAAAAGUUGGCCCGAGAUUUAAAACAAUAUCAAACUGGCAAAACUUAUCCCAUUGAGAGACUUAUUGUCCAUAAUUCAUGGAAUAUAGACUAUCCACCUACUCCUAGGGCAGACAAUGAGUGUUUUUUAGGGCCUAUGGACCCAGAAACAACAGGGGAGGAGGAUGAUUAUUUUGAAGGGGAACAUCGACCACCCUUUGAUUAUCAGGAUUUUCCGUUACCCCGACGCUCAAAAAGAAAUUUUCAUCCCUUUUGGCAAAAGAAAAGCAUCAUAAAGGGUCAAGCAAUCAAGGUAGCUAGAAUGAUUUCUUUGGUGGAAGAUCUUAUACCCGAGUUUGAGUUUUUAAAAAAUAUGUUCUUGGACAGGGGUUACCCUACGGGUUUGGUGGUAAAAACUCUUAAUGAUGUUUUUAGUGAAUGGGGAAAAAAAUACACCCCAUUAUUAGGUAAGGGAACUACCAAAAACCAGUAUUCCGGGGAGAAUGAUAAAAAAUUGAACGAAACACAUUUUGAACAUUCUUGUAUUGUACAGUACAGUCCACUAUGCCAACAAGUUAAAGAUGUUUUGUACAAAAAUUGGAGUAUAUUUAAAGUUGAUUAUGACAAAUAUCGAGUUUUAGGUGAAAAACCAGUGUUUACCACUAAAAUUGGGUUUAACUUGAAAAAGAUUCUGGAAAGUAGACCAAAAUGUUUUACCAUUGAUGGAAUUUACAACAAUGGGAGUAAAUUAUUUUAUCUUAAAGUGCUAGAAUGUUUUACAAAAUGGUGUUGCAUUGUAAGUAUUACUGAACAGUGGUUACAGGUUUUGAUAGAGUGUAACCAGAUAAGGAAGGAAGCUGAUGAUUCAGGUCCACUGACAGAAUUGGAGUAUUGGAAACGUAUGGGUGCCAGAUUCAGCUCAAUUAUUGAACAGAUUAAAGGUCCCUAUUGUAAAGCUAUUAUAAGCAUAUUACAUGCUAGUCAAUCUCGUGUGUUUAAGAUAUGGAGAGAGCUGGAUAAUCGAAUUACAGAUGCAGCCAAUGAGUCAAAAGACAAUGUAAAGUAUCUCUACACUCUUGAAAAAGUGUGCCAACCUCUUUACGACAGUGAUCCAGUCACAAUGAUUAAUGGAAUACAGAAACUGAUAACUGCCAUAAGAAUGAUUCAUGCUGUCUCCAGAUAUUAUAAUACAUCUGAGAAGAUGACAUCUCUGUUUAUAAAAGUCACAAAUCAAAUGGUUACAGCUUGCAAGGCAUAUAUCACUGGCAGUAGUGGGUCUUCUAUUUGGGAUCAGAAUGAACAAGGUGUAAUUAAAAAAAUGGAGGACUGCAAUUUACUCUUCAAGGAGUACCAGAAGUGCUUUCAUGAAGCCAAGAAACAGACCCUGGACACACAAAAUGAGAAACCUUUUGAAGUGUCUGAGACAUACAUAUUCAGAAAAGCUGAGGUUUUCUGUAACAGGUUGGAGAAAAUCAUGCAGAUUAUUAGAUCUGUGAAAACAUUUUCUGUUCUAAAUCAAUCCACAAUUGAAGGAAUUGAAGUCCUUGGUACAAAAUUUCAGACUUUCUACCUUAAAAUAAAAAAGAAGCAGUAUGACAUCUUGGAUCCUCAACAGACAGAAUUUGACAUAGAUUACGAUGAGUUUAUAACUCAAAGCCACGGUUUAGAAACACAGAUACAGACCUUUAUGAACUCUGCCUUUAAAAGAAAUUUAACCUCUGAGCAAGCAUUACUGCUGCUUAAAAGGUUUCAGCUCCUAAAUAUGCCAUGUCUUCGGUCAGAAAUAGAAAAUACAGUAGGGAUUAUUCUACAUAACUAUGAAGCAGAGUUAGAAGAUACAGAAAAGCUUUACAAUACGCAGAAAAAUGAUCCUCCACUUGGUCGAAAUUUUCCACCAGUAGCUGGGAAGAUUCUUUGGGUGAGGCAAUUGUACCGAAGAAUUCAUGAGCCAAUUGAAUAUUUCUACAAAAUGUCUGACCUUCUGACAAGCCAGGAGGGUGAAGGUGUAGUGAAGUCAUAUAAUAGGACUGCGUAUAUGUUGGUGGAAUAUGAAGUACUGUCCCAUACUGCAUGGGUAAAAGAAGUUUCUCAAGUACAACAUGCAUUGCAGGCUACAUUGUUGGUACGACAUCCAGAAAACAGAAAAAUCCUUCUCAAUUUUGAUCCAAAAAUCUUAGAAAUAGUCAGAGAAGCUAAGUGUAUGAUAAAGAUGGGCCUUGAUAUACCUCAACAAGCCAAAAGACUGAUCAAAGCAGAGACUAUUAUAAAGGCGAACAAGCUGCAUUUAGAGACUUCUCUUCAAACGUAUGAAACAAUAUUUCUUGGAAUAGAUUCAGAAUUUGUGAACUUGAUGGCACCUCAGAUUGCAAAGGUUGAGUCUGUUCUGAGACAGGGACUUACAAUUUUAACUUGGUCAUCCUUGACCUUAGCAAACUUUUUUCUGGAAUGUGAUAUGGCAAUAAAUGAAUUAAAUCAGCUGUUAAAGAAGGUGAAUGAUAUAUGUGAAAUGCACAUUACCACUGUUCUGAAAGAAAUGUCAAACACACUCCUCAUAGACCUGCCUGAAGACAAUUCUUCUAUUGUAGAGGACAUAUUAGCCCGUAAUGAGGUACACAGUAGACAGAUAGCCUAUAUUUUAGAUCACAAAAGUCAUCGUGUAGAAGAGGCUGUUAAAGAGCUGAUAUCCUUAUUUCGAUCAGUACAUGAAGCAGUGGAGCUUAAGAAGAUAAAUCCUCCUGAGAUACCAGAUUCCAUACCACCGGGACAACGUACUCCAGUUAUAUCUACCGGUGAAAGCAUAUCUAGCACUUCUAACUCUCUUCUUUCCAACAACGGAACGCAACUCAUGCGCUUGAACCCUACUGCGACUGGUUCCAGUGAACAGAGUAACCAGCUGACAGUCGCAAAUGACAUUAUUCCUGAGCGUAUUGUCGAUACUGGCUCACAAGGGCAAUUGAGGUCUAAUGGCGUUGGGGAGCUUAUUGGAGCUCCGAUUUUUAAGGAUUGGAUCGAGAAUAUCAACCACCUUAGAUUUGAUAAUUUCAACAACACGGAGCAACCGGCUCCCAACGCGGAUACACAGGAGGUGAGUGAAAAAGAGUUUACCAAUAGUCUCAAACUUCUUGAUAAUAAAUUGCUGAAGAUCAAAAAACUCCAACUUGAAGUCAAUUACUUCCAGGAGUGCUGUAGACAACGUAUUGUGCCUAAAGGCUUAAGGCACCAUAUUUAUCCAACUGGUCUGAUUCUUAACUCACUUUUCCACACUGAGUUAAUGAACUUGUUCAACGAGCAGGGUUUUGCACUAAUGGAAUGUAUGAUUAAACAUUACAGACUUCAGAUUUUAGAUCUUAGUAAAGAAGUUGAGACUUUAAAUAGUUACAUUACGAAUCAUUUGGAAUUCAACAGAUAUAGGUUUGACUACGACAGAAUUUUUUCAUCUAUUGAACAACUUUUGAAUAAAUUAAAGUAUACAAAAAAUAAAAAGUUGUCCAGAGACAGACUUGCGUAUGACCAAGACAGAGCAUACCCCAAACCACCAGGGGGUAAUAAUGUACCUAAUGACACUAUAGUGAAUGAAGUUACUACCUUUGAGACUUUUAUUGACGAACAUGACACCAGCCUUGAACCGAAUUCUAGCCCUUUUACGGACAGAUCUAAUACCAGAAACAACAAUACUUGGGCGGGCCGUUUGAGGAACGGCAGACAGUUUACACCUAACAGGAAUUACCAAGACGAUCAACCGACCACUUCGACUAACCAGGUUAACCAACCACUCAAACUUGUGAGUGAAUAUAAUCCUACUUUACAUCCGACAUUGUCCACAUUUGAAGACAUUAUGGAGCUAGAUUUGCGUUGCAUCAGUAACACACACUCUGGAAUUUUUAGAAAAAACAGGCAGAGAAGCAAUAUCAGCAAGGAAGAACGUAUGUUAUUAGCCACUUUUAAAACACUGAACAUUAGGGCCAUCAAACCCGACAAAGGAGGGGGAAUCACUCUAUUUGAUAAUUUUGAUUAUAUUGACAGAGUGGAAAAUAUUUUAGCCAGUGAAACUUAUAAGGAAGUAUCCUUAAAUGAAGUAAAUACAGCAUACAGAUUGAUAAAAGGUUAUUACAGUGACUUAUUUAUGGACGGUUAUAUUGACUUAGACAGUUAUCAUUAUAUUAGCAUGAAUUGGCCCAGGAUUCCAACUAUGUUUGCAACACCUAAAAUCCACAAGAGUAUUUCAGACCCCCCAUUUAGGCCGCUUAUAGAUGGCCGGGAUUCCAUAACAUAUGCAUCAGCCAAAUUAGUAGACAAUAUUUUAAAAAAAUACUUAACAACGGAAGUUCAGAUUUGCAAAGACUCUUGGUCAUUUUUAAGCAGCCUUAAUGACAUACCGUACCAUGCAGAGUACAACUUUGUCACUGUAGAUGUUAUUGACCUAUACUCUUCAAUUCCACAUUUAGAAGCUAUAGAGUGGGUAAAUCUUUUUUUACUUAAAAAAGGUGCUUCAACAAAUGAAAUAUUUACAGUGACUACUUUGAUUGAUAUUAUUCUGACCAACAACUUUUUUACUUUCAAUGAUAAACUGUAUUUACAAAAAUGUGGAGUUGCGAUGGGGUCACCGCUUGGGGGUAGCUUGGCUAACACAGUUAUGGCUUACUGGGAACAUCAGUUUGUGUUCAAUAAUGUCAUUUGGACUCCUUUUAUCAAGUUUUACACCCGCUUCCUGGAUGACAUUUUUAUUCUCUUUGAAGGUGACCACAGUAGAGCAGUAGACUUUUUAGACCUUCUUAAUAACACUACACACUUUUUGAAGUUCACCUUUAACUUUCAACUAGUUUCCAUUGAUUAUCUAGAUGUUAACUUAUCAAAAGACACGGUUAACAAUCAAUAUUUCUCUAAAAUACAUAGGAAGGUGACUUAUUGUAACUCCUAUUUGCAUUUCUCCAGUCUCCAUCCAAUCACACAGAAAAAGUCUAUUGUUAAGGGCCAACUGAUACGAGCAGCCCGAAUGACUACUUAUAGCAAUGACUUUGAUUCUGAAUGUGAUUUACUUACUAACUUUUUUAGAGAGAGAGGUUACCCGUAUGACUUUGUUGAAGAGAUUGUGGAGGAAGUUAGGUUGAAAAGGCUAAAUGGAAUUAUUGUCCCAAUUUUAAAUAAAUCUUUUGAUCAGGGACUACAUGUUACAGUGGACACCUUAGUAGAAAUUAAUCAAACACACCCCCCGAUAGAAAGUGGUAGUCUUGAGCCUAAACUCCUACUUGAUCGAAAGAGUGUGACUUUUAGUGAUAAUGAUUUAGACAGAGAAGAGUGUUCUCCAAAUCUGUUUGAGGACUCCCUUGAUUCAGUAAAAGAAGAUGAGUUUGAAAAGGAAUGUAGGGAGCUUUAUGCACAUUUCAGUCGUCAGUUGCUUGACACAUUAGUGAAAUCCACAAGACUCUCUCUUGAUUAUCUUAAAAAAAGAGUUGUUGUUUCCAACACAUUAGGAAGAAAACAUUUAUUUGGCCAGAUGAACAAGACUGAAGAAUUCAUGCCUUUUUUAAAAGCUGAGGUGCAUCUGAUUAUCCCAAAUAUAGUAAUGAUGCCUAAUAUAGAUGACAUUCAGCAGGUCAUCAGUGGUCUGAUACAGCUGAUUCUAGAAGUAAGUCGUGGAAUACAACAAUGGGGACAGCACAGAGAAAAUAAAGCUAAACAAGAAGAAGCUAAGACCAGUAAUAGAGUGACCUCUACAGGGACUGGUAAGUUAAAGAAAGAUUUCUGUUGUAAGUUUGUUCUCUGUUCAUUUAAAAUAAAGAAGGAAAAGAGAUGAUCGGAUGCUGAAAUUCAUUCAAGACCUCUUAAAAAUUUUUAUCAUAGCGUAGCUGAACACAAAGACACUUCCAAAUUAGUAUUUCUGCUUUCUUCUGCUGUAAACUCCAUGAGGAAAAUGGUCAGCAGUGCACUUCAGGAAUUUCAAAGGUUCAGACUUCUAUGGACAGAUGACAGAGAAGCUAAAAUAAAGCAAUUCAUGUCUGGUAGCCCUUGCUUGACUGAAAUAAGGUCAGAAAUUCUUAAUUUUGUGAAAUUUGAAGAAGAAAUUGAAGAAAUAAAGUUCACAGUCCUUGUUGGUUGCAUUGAAAUUCAUACAGGGCCUUUGAAGCUGGCCUUAUCAGUCGAAGCAAAGGCGUGGAAGAUGCUCUUGUGCCAUUACUUACGUGAAGAAUAUAAGAAAAAAAUGUCAGAUCUUAUAUUUUUUAUUACCGAGCAUUUAAAAAAACUGUCACAGCCAAUUCAUGAUCUGGAUGAUGUCAGAUAUGCGAUGGAAGCAUUGCGGCAAAUACGUGAGAAUGAAAUACAGGUUGAUAUGACCCUUGGACCUAUUGAAGAAGCGUAUGCUAUUCUCAACAAGUUUGAAGUAGAAAUAACAAAAGAAGAAACAGAAGGUGUUGAUACACUCAGAUAUUCAUUUAACAAGCUGCAAGCAAAAGCUAAGAGUGUGCAAGAUGAGCUUGUACAUGUUCAACCAAAAUUUAAGGGUAAUUUGCUUGAUUCAGUGGCCAUGUUUCAACAAGAAGUGUCAGUAUUUGGGCAUCAGUAUGAAAUGGAUGGCCCAAUGGUUCCUGGGAUUCCUCCUCAAGAAGCAAGUACUAGGCUACAAAUCUGUCAAGCUCGUUUUGAUGACUUGUGGAGGAAAUUUAUUACCUGUUCUUCAGGAGAACAACUUUUUGGCUUACCAGUGACAGAGUAUGACAGCUUACACAGAAUAAGGAAAGAAAUGAAUUUACUUCAAAAACUUUAUGGCUUAUAUGAUACUGUGAUGGUCAGCAUUAACGGGUACUAUGAUUUACUUUGGAGUGAAGUGGAUAUUGAGAAGAUUAACACUGAACUUCAAGACUUUCAAAACAGGUGUCGGAGACUUCCAAAAGGUCUUAAAGGCUGGCAGGCUUUUCUUGACCUCAAGAGGAGGAUAGAUGAUUUCAGUGAAUCGUGUCCUCUUUUAGAGAUGAUGGCUAAUAAAGCAAUUAAACAGAGACACUGGGAUCAAAUUGCUGAACUGACAAAACAUAAGUUUGAUGUGGAUUCCGAAACAUUCUAUCUGAGAAACAUCAUGGAAGCACCACUUCUUAAACAUAAAGAGGAUAUAGAAGACAUUUGCAUUUCAGCUCAGAAAGAGGAAGAUAUUGAAGCCAAACUCUCUCAAGUUGUUCAGGUUUGGUACAACCAGAAUUUAAGCUUUGCAACAUUUAAAAGCAGAGGAGAAUUACUUCUUAAAGGCACUGAGACUGCAGAAAUUAUUACGCUGAUGGAAGACAGUUUAAUGGUCUUAAAUUCUCUCUUAAGUAACAGAUACAAUACACCCUUCAAGAGAGAAAUUCAGACCUGGGUACAUAAAAUGACCACUUCCACUGACAUUAUUGAACAGUGGCUUGUUGUUCAGAACCUUUGGGUUUAUCUUGAAGCUGUUUUUGUUGGAGGAGAUAUAGCAAAACAGCUGCCUCAGGAAGCCAAACGUUUUCAGAAUAUUGAUAAGGCAUGGAUAAAAAUAAUGGACAGAGCACAUGAGAAUACUAAUGUCAUUCAAUGCUGUGUUGGAGAUGAAACUAUGGAACAUCUCCUUCCUCAUUUACAGGAACAACUGGAACUCUGUCAAAAAUCACUGACAGGGUAUUUGGAAAAGAAGAGAUUACUUUUUCCAAGGUUCUUUUUCAUAUCUGACCCUGCUCUUUUAGAGAUUCUAGGGCAAGCAAGUGAUUCCCAUACAAUCCAGGCACAUUUAUUAGGAAUAUUCGAUAACAUAAAUGAAGUAGAAUUCCAUUCCAAGGAUUAUGAUCGUAUCCUUUCAGUAAUUUCCAAAGAAGGCGAGAAAGUACCACUGGAUGCUACUGUGACGGCAAGGGGCCCUGUAGAACUCUGGCUAGAGGAAUUACUUCAGAUGCAGCAGUCAUCAUUGCAUUCUGUAAUUAGAUCAGCAUAUCUUCAUAUCAGUGAUUCUGGGUUUCUGUUAUUGCCAUUCCUUACCCAGUUCCCAGCUCAGGUAGGACUUUUGGGAAUCCAGAUGCUGUGGACUCGUGAUUCAGAAAAAGCUUUGAAAAAUGCAAAAGAUGACAGCAAGAUAAUGCAGACAACCAAUCAGAAAUUCUUGGAUCUUUUAAAUACUCUUAUUAGCCAGACAACUCGAGACCUAUCUAAAUUUGAGAGAGUAAAAUUUGAAACAUUGAUUACAAUUCACGUGCAUCAGAGAGAUAUAUUUGAUGACUUGGUAAAAAUGCAUAUCAAAACAAUGACGGACUUUGAAUGGUUAAAGCAAUGUCGAUUUUAUUUUAAAGAAGAUGCAGAUCAAGUUUGUGUCUGCGUCACUGAUGUGGAGUUUGUUUACCAGAAUGAGUUUCUAGGCUGCACUGACCGAUUAGUUAUUACACCUUUAACAGAUAGAUGUUAUAUUACCUUGGCUCAAGCUUUAGGAAUGAGUAUGGGAGGUGCUCCAGCAGGUCCAGCUGGAACUGGUAAAACAGAGACAACUAAAGAUAUGGGAAAAGCUUUGGGAAAAUACGUUGUUGUGUUUAAUUGUUCAGAUCAAAUGGACUUCAGAGGGCUAGGCAGGAUUUAUAAAGGUCUGGCUCAGUCUGGCUCGUGGGGCUGUUUUGAUGAGUUCAACAGGAUUGAGCUACCAGUGUUAUCUGUUGCAGCACAACAGAUUUACAUUGUACUAACAGCAAGGAAAGAAAGAAAAAAGCAGUUUAUUUUUACUGAUGGAGACUGCGUGGAUUUAAAUCCUGAGUUUGGAAUUUUUAUUACAAUGAAUCCUGGAUAUGCUGGGCGUCAAGAAUUGCCUGAAAACUUGAAAAUACUGUUCAGAACUGUUUCUAUGAUGGUCCCAGACAGACAAAUCAUCAUGAGAGUCAAGCUUGCUAGCUGUGGUUUUCUUGAAAACGUUAUACUGGCACAGAAAUUCUACGUACUUUAUAAGUUAUGUGAGGAACAGCUCACAAAGCAGGUUCACUACGACUUUGGCUUGAGGAAUAUACUUUCAGUUCUAAGGACUUUAGGAGCUCAGAAAAGAGCACACCCUACAGAGAAUGAAUCAACUAUAGUCAUGAGAGUUCUAAGAGACAUGAACCUUUCUAAACUGGUUGACGAAGAUGAGCUGCUGUUUCUUAGUCUGAUCAGUGAUCUAUUUCCUGGAAUACAGCUAGACAGUAGUACAUAUGCUGAAUUGCAGGCUGCCGUUUCUAACCAAGUUGACUUGGCUGGACUUGUGAAUCAUCCACCAUGGAAUAUGAAACUUGUUCAGCUUUAUGAAACAUCUAAAGUACGUCAUGGUUUAAUGACACUUGGACCUAGUGGCUCUGGGAAGACUGCUGUUAUUAAUAUUCUCAUGAGGGCAAUGACUGAGUGUGGUAGCCCUCAUAGAGAGAUGCGCAUGAAUCCCAAAGCUAUCACUGCUCCUCAGAUGUUUGGAAGGCUGGAUGCUGCCACCAAUGACUGGACAGAUGGGAUAUUCUCUACUCUUUGGAGGAAGUCAUUGAAAUCUAAAAAAGGUGAAAAUAUCUGGAUAGUUUUGGAUGGACCAGUAGAUGCAGUUUGGAUUGAAAAUUUAAACUCUGUGUUAGAUGAUAAUAAAACUCUCACUCUUGCAAAUGGUGAUCGAAUUCCCAUGGCUCCUACAUGUAAAUUGCUCUUUGAAGUUCACAAUAUUGAGAAUGCAUCUCCUGCUACUGUCUCGAGAGUUGGCAUGGUCUAUAUCAGUUCAUCUGCUCUCAGUUGGAAACCAAUAUUAAAAGCAUGGCCGAGGAAGAGGACAAUACAGAGAGCCCAGGUCUUACAAGCUUUGAUUCGCCAACCUUUUGAGCCAGCAUCCACCUUUAUGAAGAUGUGAAUGAAUUUGAAGUUAUCUUAUAUUAAUAAUAAUUAUUCUAUUUUGAUUUUGCAGUCCAUAAAUCUUUUACAGGGAAUGAUUCCUACAAAGGAAGAAGGUGGCAUUGUGAGUACUGCACAGCUUGAGAAACUUUUUAUAUUUGCAAUGAUGUGGAGUAUUGGUGCACUGCUGGAACUGGAGCACAGGAAUAAAAUGGAAACAUUUCUGCGAAAUCAUGAAAGUGGAUUGGAUUUACCAAAGAUUUCUUCAGAUGAUGGUCAAACAAUGUUCGAGUUCUUUGUCAACCAAUAUGGUAUGUCUAAAUCCAUGAGCCACCCAAGAUUGAGGGUGCUAGGGACGCUACCCAUCAGUGAGAAUAAAUGA
Messenger RNA from Protopterus annectens (West African lungfish), 12708 nucleotides. Its product is annotated as dynein axonemal heavy chain 8-like. The record is from RefSeq and is a predicted model, not a curated record. Gene Ontology annotation, cellular component: dynein complex. Gene Ontology annotation, biological process: microtubule-based movement. The transcript is spliced from 56 exons. Gene Ontology annotation, molecular function: ATP hydrolysis activity; dynein light intermediate chain binding; minus-end-directed microtubule motor activity. NCBI's taxonomy places the organism in Eukaryota, Metazoa, Chordata, Ceratodontiformes, Protopteridae.